GUUCCAAUUGGCACGUGUCCAAAAUUUAACGGCUUCCCUCGGACCAAUUGGCUAGAACCGAUUUAUAGCAUUUAUAUAUGCAAGUCUUGGUGUAGAAAUAAAUAUGCAAAAUUCUCAAUGAAUUCGUGUGAGUACAUUUCUUCGUUACAAUCCUGGUAUCAAUAUCGUCAUCAACAUCCAAUCACUGGAAACUCCCACAUCUAAGAAAAUCUGUUAAAUGCUUACAUACAUGUCCAGGCACAUUUAUAAAUUUCAAUGUUAGCAGCUAAUUUAAAUGACAUGUUUGGAACAGCUAGGAACACGCAACAUAUUUCGGGAAAAUCCCAAUAAAUUUCCAUUCAAUUGGCCAUUGUCACAAAGCCGGCGAACUGCGGCUCCCUGGAAUCUUGUUGAACUUAAUGACACAGAUUAGCGGUAAGCGCGAUAGGAAUCUCAAACUGUUCGACCAAAAACCAAAAAAAGGCAAUGGUAUCGAAAUCGGGAAUGAAACUCAUCAAAGAACAUUCGGGGCGCAGGCGCUGGUCGAAUGUUCGUGUGUUCUGGAGAAAUGUUAUCGUCAAAUACCAGGAAAACUGAGAUGAGAGCAGGCAGGAGACCAGGAGAAGGUGCGAGCCUAGCACCGCUUGGUAGCAAACUGACCAUGAUCCCUAUAUAAGCAGCCGUUGCGCAGCACAAGGAGCACAGUCACUCGACAACAAGCAACAUAACAGCAACUCAGCAUUCACAAUACUCAAAACUCAAAAUACCCAAAACGAUGGCACCCUCACAAAUGGAUUAUCCGCACAACGAGAACGAGAAUUAUACGCAUAAGAAAUUCAACACGGGCUUUUACAAGCACAAGAAAUUUGGCAAGCGCAGCAGCAGCAACGCCAAGGAUGAGACGCCCACAGCUCAAACAGCCUUGUUCCGGCCAUAUGCUCUCAGCGAGAAUACGCCACGGAAGCGACGACAAGAGUCCGAGCAGCGACAGCUGCAGCAGCAACACCAACUGCCGCCCACGCCACCCACAACGCCUCCCCAACAACAACAGCAGCAGCAGCAACAUUAUCUGCAGCAGCCGCCACAGCCUUAUCAUUUAUAUACGCCCGCUGCCACGCCCACGCCAAUAAUCAAUCAUCAGGCAUUCGCCUAUGUGUUACAGAAGCAGCGCGCCGUGCUUCAAAUGCGCCAGUUGCUCAGCAUCAAUCCGGAUGCCAACACCUGGCCAGCGGAACUGCGCAACGCACUCUACUCGAUGCUGCAGCAAUGAGUGGCAAAGCGAUUCUCAGCCGACUUGGUGAUUUGCCUAGCAACCAGUGAUAUAGAAACUUAAGUAGCAGAUUGUAUAUGAUAUCAAAAUGAAAUCAAAAUCGAUAAUUGAUUUACCUAGAAUUAA
Drosophila grimshawi is the source of this 1375-nucleotide messenger RNA. RefSeq names its product basic-leucine zipper transcription factor A. The record is from RefSeq and is a predicted model, not a curated record. Bases 755 to 1249 code for a protein of 164 amino acids. Lineage: Eukaryota; Metazoa; Arthropoda; Insecta; Diptera; Drosophilidae. The transcript is spliced from 2 exons.